Molecule: messenger RNA, 1572 nt
Organism: Hypoxylon trugodes
Lineage: Eukaryota; Fungi; Ascomycota; Sordariomycetes; Xylariales; Hypoxylaceae
Product: putative Sin3 binding protein-domain-containing protein
Exons: 1
Coding region: 113-1198 (361 amino acids)
Biological process (GO): positive regulation of transcription from RNA polymerase II promoter by glucose
Cellular component (GO): nucleus
Molecular function (GO): sequence-specific DNA binding
Source: RefSeq, a predicted model, not a curated record
UUCAUUACAAGACGCGUAUUACAUACCAAUUCUACCAUUCCAAACCAACAAUUAUCUAACCUCGGCGUCGCUUGACUUGAUAGACUCGUCUCGAAGUAUUCAAGAACCCAAAAUGGCAACCAUGGCAUUGGCUACUGCUCGCGAUAUCCCUAUGACCUCCCAUCUCGGCCGAGACAACUUAACUGCUGUAGCGGCCAACAGGAGCGUCCCUGUGACACGAACUCAUUCCCUACCGACUCCCCCCAAUUCCAUAUCACCUACGCUACCGCCCCAUGGCCUCAAGGCCCAGCUGCAAAAGGCGAGACUCGACUCUAUUGAUUCCGACUUAGAUCUUCACGAAGGUCACGAACGCAGCCCCGUCGGUUCGCCGGCCUUUGAGUCUGCAGGAGCUAUCACUCCGGCUCUACUAGCCAAAUUUCAUCUCCCGGAGAUCCUCCUGAACCACGGACCCUUGGCAAUUCGUUACAUCAUGGGUUAUCUCACGACCUCGGUGCCCGGUUUCGCGGGAAUUCCUCCGCCGAAGGCAAGAAGACUAGUUGUGGCAGCGCUGGAAGGACGUGGACAAGGACACGGUGUCGAAGGUGGAGGAGUGGAUGGCGAUGUGGAAUUCCAAAAGGUCGGAUGGGGCCGAUGGGACGCCAAGCGACGCGGUGAAGCAACUCGACUAUCCGCGGGCGAAGCCAACUCAGGCUCCUACCCGACUAGCAUACCAAUCUCGAAAGGCGCAGGAUGGAAUGGCGACCGAUCCCGACUCAAUACACGUGCCACUAGCAAUGGGAAUUCGGCGGCCUUCUCUCACGACGAUCGAGAUGCAAAUAUGAUGGAGAACGAGGCAGAUAAGAUGUCCCUCGACUCUCUAGAUGGGCCUGCUUCGGCCUCGUGCUCCUCGGCGCCCGAUAAUGAGGACAUGAUCAUGAAUGAUGACCCCGAGGACGCUACCGACGACGAAGACUGGGCAGCAGUAGGUGCUGCCGCGUUACGAGCGGCGUCAUACUCCAGUCCGAACGAAGCCCGCCAAGGUGCAAACCAAUCUUCUUCACGUGUAUAUAACUCUUCCGGAUUCCGAUCAUUCUCCGGUACUUCCGGUAUGCUUAGAGAACCUCGUCUCGAUAACAUCGACCUAGACGCACUAGCGGCUUCGUCUGAUGCGCAAGAGCGCGAGGCUAUCCAAGCACUUUUACAACUCGGUUCUGUAUAAAUAAUCUAGCAUGGACGGCGUUUGUCAGGAGACGCCCCGGUUCGGGCGGGAUUGGUUUGGUUUGGUUGGCUGGACUGGCUGGGCUGGUUAUCGUCGUUGUCCCUUUCUCUGGUCGAGGCGUACAUUUGUCAUACCGAUCAUCUCUAUUAUCGCCUUGCGACUUCUUUUUUUCAUCUUCCGACAUCCGGCGUCUGGCAUCUCGGGAAUAAUCAUCAUAGGUAUCCCAUUAUUUCCUAUCCAGGGAGAUCACGGUUUUAUUCCCGGAACAUUCCUCCCUGUCGAUGGUAUCAUUUGCAUGGCAUUUCUCUCAACCCUGGAGGUGGGUCGCAUCUCCGCGGUUGUGAGCGGUUCGGAGUUUUGUCAUUUCGACUUCC